GCAUGUUAGGAGUUGUGAAGAGACCACUCAAGAGAGCUACUAUUCACAGCAGGGCUAGCUGGCUAAAUUAGUCCUAUUUGGGCCAGCGAGGAGACCAGGGGGAAAUUAGCUGUGGGAUCCCAGAGCGGGUAAUCUUCAUAAAAAGGGGAAGGGGAAGGAAGGAAGUGGAAUAAAAGAUCAGGCUAAGUUCAAAUGGAAAGCCAGGCAGAAUAGCUCUGUCUUACAGGCCCGUGGAAGGAAAUUAAAUCCUGCCGGGCCCUGGUCUCAUGGGGCAGAGCAUUCCACCACUGAGAAGGCCCUGGCCCUGGUGGAGGAUAAUCUGACUUCCUUAGGGCCUGGGACCGCUAAACUAUGAUUAUUCAUGGACCUUAAGGUCCCCUGUGGGGCAUACCAGGAGAGGCGGUCCCGUAAAUACAAGGGCGCUAAGACACAAAGGGCUUUAAAGGUCAAAACCAGCACCUUAAAUCUGACCCGAUUCUCCACCAGGAGCCAGUGCAACUGGUAAAGGACUGGGUGAAUAUGCUCCCAUGGCAGGGACCCCGUGAGGAGCCUCUAACCCUAACCCCUGCGGCUCCAUGGAAAGGGGGGCAUCAAGGAUUACACCCAAACUCUUAACGGAAGGCACUGGCUCUAAUUGGGCCCCUGCAAGAGAAGGGAGUUGGUCCCUCAUCCCCAUACCAUCCCAAAACAGCCAGAGGACCUCUGUCUUCAAAGGAUUUAGUUUCAAUCGGCUCCCAUGAAACCAUCUAGCCACAUCUUCCAAGCAUCUGGUCAGGGUGUCCGGGGCCGAGUCGGUGUGGCCAUCCAUCAGCAGAUAGAGCUGAGUGUCAUCAGCAGAUAGAGUAAAGGUAUGGUGGCUGGGGAAACCCAGUCAGAUGGACAGUAAAUAAUAAUAAUAAUAAUAAUAAUAAUAAUAAAUGCAUUUACAGUGGUACCUCAGUUUACAAACUUAAUCCAUUCUGGAAGUCCGUUCUUAAACCGAAACCGUUCUUAAACCAAGGCGCGCUUUCCCUAAUGAGGCCUCCCACCGCCAAUGCCCUUCCACUGUUCGGCUUCCGUUCUUAGACCGAGGUAAAGUUCGCAAACUGGGACACUACUUCCAGUUUUGCGGAGUUCGCAAACAGAAUAGUUCGUAAACAGGGCUGUUCUUAAACCGAGGUACCACUGUAUAUAUAAAUCACCUCAAGGCAGUUGUUCAGGAGGUGAUUAAUAAGUUGAUGGUAAUUGCACAAAAUGGCUGCUGCAUGUAAAAGCAGUAAAAGACAGGAACCAAAAUGGGACAAGCAUGCUCCUAAUUUUGGCCCCUGUGGAUUUCUGAGGGGAGGUAUUCAUUGGGACUUUUCGCAGGUGCCAUAGCUGCUGGUGGGCACCCAGGCACCUGUGGGCACUGGGUUGUCAUCCUCUGAUCAUGUAUGUAUGAGUGGAAGCUAUUUUGCUGCCACAGGAACAAAAGGCACCACUUUUUCCACGUCCAUGAUGCUUUUCCAGCCCUUCUGAAACUAGCGAUGGGUUCAUAGUUUCCCCAAUGUGUCACUAACUCAAUCUGAAGCAGAAGCUAAAAAAAAAAGUUUCCUCACAAGAGAUUUAUUUUUAGCUGAGUCUCUCUUAAGAGAGUAGACUGAACAGGCCCGUGGAUGAAGCCCUCUUUCGUAUUUUUCUCAGGCGCUAAUGUUCUCACACUCAGCCACAAAUUCAGUUUCCUCUCGUGGCCAGCUGGUGCCCCUGACUGUGUCAUGUCCUGACAAGAGUCUGCUUUCAGCACCCAAUGCAUUUUUCCUGUUUUGCUUCAUCUCGUGCCUAAUCACAAAAUUGGAAUUGCAAUCAAUUGGCGCUGGCCUGCGACAGGGCCUUCUUGGUAGUAGCACCCCAUUUGCGGAAUGCCCUGUCUGGUGAGCUACAACUGCCAGAGGGGUGUAAUCGCCAACCCUUCUUCCCAGGGAAUUCUGUGAAUUGCAGCACUGUGUACGGGUCUCUCAGCACCCUUAACAAACCACAGUUCUCGGGAAUCUUUGAUGGAAGCCAUGACCAUAUAAAGUGGUAUAAUUGUGAAUGUGGCCACAGUGGUCAAGGAGCUGGAAUCUUUUUCAGCCCGAGGGCCGCCUUCCCCUCAUGGCAACUCCCUAAGGGCCACAUGCUAGUUGUGGGUGGAGCCAUUAAUAUAAAAAUUGUAUUUUUGAACCACAGGCUAGUUGUGGUCUACACACUCGCCUACCCCUUUCUCUCAAUCAGGCCAGCAAGAGGCAGGAUCAGGGUUCGAUGACACAUUCCAGUCAGGCAAAAACACUCAGCAGGGCUAGUGAGGGGUACGGCCAUGGGAUGUGGUCUGGGGAGAGCCCCAAGAAGCCACAUUUGGCCUCUGAACCUGAAGGUCUUUGCCCUUGACGUGUCAGGACAGGAGUCAGUGGAACUUCCUGCCUCAUGGUCCCAUCGCCUCGAAGCCUGGCUCACUAUUAGGAUUCUGGCAUACAGUAACGGAUGUGCGAAAGGCAGGCCUCUUCCACCAACCAACAGUUCGGACCACAAACCUGACGGGCCACUUUGAGGCGGCGACAGAUGACUUCUGCCCUCUCCGUUCCUCCAUCGCCGCCUCUCGAGUGUGGUUUUUCUGCAGCAAGAACGGGAAAUGAAGUCAGCGUUGCCCUCUCCUGCAAAGCAAGCCUGCAAUGCCUCACUCAGGCUGGUGCACUGAGAAUUGGAAGUCUUUCGUCGAGGAAAUGUUUCGCACUGGCGGCUUCCUGCGUGGCGGAAAUUAAGAAAUCAGUCCCUUCAUCCUAUGUGGCUUCCUCUCUUGCUUCCCUCCCUCCCUCCACCCCCCACCCACCGAUCAGUCUCAUCGGCCCAAGAUUACGGAAGGAGGUUUACCGUAAGCUUUAAGCGCUUACAGAAGGCGCAACCAACAAGGAGAGGGCGCCCCUUUGGUGGCACCAUGGAUGGAGAUUUCACUGAGAUGCUGGAAGAUUUUGUCUCGGGGCCGCUGGUCACCUGGGUGAGCAUCUGUGGGGGGGGGGCAGGAGGUUUUGAGGAGGGGGUGUUGUUCUUCUGGGUUGUCCUAAAUAAAGGCCUUAUAUCCCUGGUUUUGAAGUCAUGCUGAGCCCGGGAGUUUUGGCAAUAUAUCGCCUGACACCGGUGGUCUGCUGGGUAAUUUUAUGGCAAGUUGGGCAGAUCGACUAUUUAUUUGCUUGUGUGUGUGUGUGUGUGUGUACAUACAGGUGCACACACGCACACAUAAUUGGAACACACAUACCGAGCAGAAAACACUUUGACCCUGGUUUCCAACUACCGGUAGGUAAGAUUUUGGGAAACUUUAUUACUGAACCCACCAAAUAUUAAGCUUCUUGUUGCAGUUAGGUAAAUGUAGACUUGAUAAGUUGGGGUUAUUUACAUGGUAAUGUGUAUUGCUUCACUUCCUUUGAAAUGUGGUAAGCCAGCCCAGCAGUGUUUAGGGGCCUGGCGGUUUGUUCUGCUGAACUGGACACUGGACUUAAGAACUUAUGAAAAGCCUUCCAGCCGGAUCACAGACCCUCCUAGUGUCCCUAUUUUCCAGGGAUAGUCCCAGAUUUACAGAAGUUUCUGAUUUUUUUUUUUUUUUUUUUUUCUUCUCCCCCUAAUGCCUCAACAAAUGAAACGGAUUUGUAAAAAUGUUACAUGGGAAAAAAAAUACGAGGCACUACACUUCUGUAAAACAAGAAAAUCCUUAAUAAAAUAUUUAAAAAAAAAAAAAAAAAAAAAAAAAAGAAGUUUCUGAUUUGAUCCUGGAAUGUCCCGCUUUUCCUUGGGAUUUCCUUAUUUUCAUCGGACAAAUAUUGGAGGGUGUGGACUUAUGCGACGUCCAAGUCAAGGAGAUAAGUAACUAUACAACCUUUAGAAGACAUCUGAAGGCAGCUCUGUAUAUUGAAGUUUUUUCAAUUUUAAUGUUUUAUUAUGUUUUUAUAUAUGUUGGAAGCUACUCAGAGUGGCUGCAGCAACCCAGACAAAUGGGGUAUUAUUAUUAUUACUAUUAUUAUUAUUAUUAUUAUUAUUAUUAUUUAGGACAUCCCUAUUUUCAUCAGAGAAAUGCUGGAGGGUAUGAAAGUGUGGAUUAGAUAGGUUCACCUACAAACAUGAACUGAAUCAAAUUUCUCUUCUCCUUACAGGUGCGAACCUUGGAGACGCUGACUUACUUGAGAUCUGACCAGCCCCCUUCUCCCCAUAGGAAGAAGAGACAUGAGGGAGCACAAGAAUAUUUCCUCAAGCUGGUCAGUGGGGACACCCUCAUCCAUAUCAUGGAGAUAAUGUGAGUCAUAGUGUACUGAGCGGAUCACUGGGGCACCUCUAGAGGGUCAGUAUUUUCUGGGAGGGGUUCAAGUGAGAGACAGUGUGGUGCAGUGGUUAGAGUAAUAAUAACUGGGAGACCAGAAUUAAAACUACCCACUGGGUGACCUUGGGCCAGUCACUAUCUCUUAUCCUGACUUACCUCCCAAUAUUGCUGUGAGGAUAAAAUGGAGAGAUGGAGAGCCAUAUAUGACACCUUGAGCAACUCAGAGGAAAGGUGAAAGAUAAACAUAAUAGUAGCAAUAAUGAAAAGCAGAUACAGUACUGAGAAAUUUAGGUUUGUACAAUUUAAUUCACAAUGUUCUGAUGUCCUGUAACAACAUAUUUUAUGGGGGGGGGGGAUGCACUGUGGGAUGGAUUAAUGCACAUUCAAACGGUGCGCAAGCAAAUCAGGAUAUCAGAAUGAAUACACAUUGCUAUGUAACCUCUUUGCAAGCAAAUCAGAACAAAUGCAUUUAUUAUAUUAUAUUAUAUUAUAUUAGCAGUGAGGUCACCCCCCCCCCCACUGUGUUUGAAGCUGCAUUGACACGGGAUUGUUCACACUGUUGUUCACAGGGUGGGGGCAAGGAUGUCUUCACCUGAUACGCCACAGAUUCCCCACUGUUGAAACAUAGCGUAGUUAAAUGGAACCUCCUAUUCAGAGGCGGCAGGGCACUGGAUACCAGUGGUUGGGGGGGGGCAAGCAGCAAAGUCUGGUCCCCCAUUUUGUAACCUACAUCUGGAUAGCCACUGACAGUACAGAACAUCAGGCUUCAUGGACUUAAGGGGAAUCCUUAAAUUAUUAUGAACUGAAAAUUUGCCCAGGGAAGUAAACACUCUUUCAAUUGCUUAGGUAUUAUUAAGUUAAUAGCUUUCUUAAGUUAUUUAACCACCACUACUGCUUUUCUUGUUUUUUUUUGGGUGGCUCCCAGAAUUUAUAUCCCCUGCAACCCAGUAACUGUAUAUGAAAGCUAAUUAUCAGAUUAAAUCCUGCUCAUAUUAUUUUUAAAUUGAAGACAUCAGGUUGUUUUGGAUGCUUUUAAUAUUAUUAAUAAAAGGACAACAAUAAUAAAAACUAAACGUUCAGAAGUAAUAUGUCCAUGGAACUGUAUGCCAAAAUUAAUUCAGGAGUCUUUGACGUGUCACAAGCCUCCUUUUUGUUACAGUUGCAACCAACUGACCAGCCAACCAAGCUCUAAUUAGGGAUGGAAGAGAAAUUUGACUCCCUGCACAUUUAAUGUUGAAUCUAUCAAAUCUACACUCUCCAAAACAAUAUGCAAACCAAAAUGAGGAAAAAAUUGUAUCAAAAUGCUGAUGAAUUUUCCUGAGGAUUUUUUUUAAAAAACCAAACAUUUGCAAAUUGCUGCAAAACAUGGAGAACUGAAUUUAAGAUUCAAAAAAUGAGAAACUGGGGGAACCGAAAUUGACAGAACCUUCCAUCCCAGUCUCAGAUAUAGUUGUGGUUCUUUUCAAUGUGCUUGAAGCAUGUUAAUUUGCAAAUAGAGAUAUUUCCAAUGCAUUCAAUUAAGGAAAAUCAAUAAAAAGAAAAAAAGAUUGUAUGAAUCAUUCAGGAUUCAGCUGUAUAUUUCAUGCUCAAAUAAAAGUUGAAAGGGCAGAAGCAAGUACCGUGCAUUUUCAGGUAAACGAAAAGAAUCUGGCUUCACUGGCCAAUCUUUUCAAAGGGUCUAUGAAACCAGAUAGAUUUUCUGCUGUUGUGGCAUAACAGGAAUUUCUUCUUCAGCAUUUCAGUGUUUUGCAGGGAACAUUUUUCCAGCAAACAAUCCUCCGCUAAGGAGCACGGAUAUUAAUGUCAGCAGGAAAGUUCAGCUUGUACAGCUGUGUUUUUGCAGGAUGCUCUCAAGGGAACAGAAUCAAGGGGAAACUUUUGGGACAUCUGCUGGCACGCAGCGAGUUAACAGUGGCGCAGCGCAUGGCGGGUAAAUGGGCGGGUUUAUGCAGAUUUAGCACCAAUGGCCAUCAGAGCAACGAGGCAGACGGCUGAGAAAUUGACAAGAUCGACAAAAUCCACUUUAUUUAAGGUUAAACUGUCCAUCAAGAGGCUGCUUAGCUGGACAACAAAGCAGAAACGUUGUCCGAGUGUAUUUUGUGGAAUUGGAAACGGUGCUGAUUCCGAGGCGGCGGUGAGAGGUUUGCAGCACGCAGGUUCCCACCGACACCUGAAAAGGCAACGGGAAAGGAGACCCGCUUAAUUUUUGCUUCCUUUGGUAUCGCUUCUCGGCCUUUUGGCUAAGAUCAAGUGUAGUAUCUGUUCUUAUCAGUUUAAUAUCUGAUAUGUCCUCUAUUUGAGGACUAUAUAUUAAAUGGAUUUUUGGAAUUGGGAGAUGGAAUAGGGGCUUGCUCCAUCCACUCCAUGCAUCGACCUGGUAUUGCAGUACCUCCAGGAACGGUGCACCUCCCUCUGGGGGGAAUAUUGUUGGUUCAAAAAAUAGAUAAGAGCUUAUAGCACUUUUAAGAUGUUGGCUUUUUACGCAGGAAAAAUAAGCACUACCAAAAAAUAAUCUGUGUGUAAAGUGAUUUGAUUCCACUUUCAUUUACCGGAAAACGUUUAUUGAAUACAGUAUUGUAUAGGGAAAAUAAUUAUGUACAGCUGAAAACGCUGACAGCAUUAAGAAAAAUUCAACAGUGUAAAUAGGUUUUGAUGGAUGUAAUAAUGGAAAACUGAUUGGCAUAAUUCUUGUCAACUAUGCAGGGAUAUAAUAUAUGUAAAAUGAACCAUGGAAAGAGAAGAAGGCAACUCAAUGAUAUCUCAAUGUAAAAUGCUUAUCUGAAAUUGUAAAUCAGAAAUUUUUUUAAAAAAUCAUAUUAAAUAAUAAUAAAACAAAACUUUAAUUUAUCAAAUAUUCUCUUUCCAAAACAACAGGAAAACUGAAACACAACCACUUUCAAAAUUCACCACUUAUACAAAAUGUUCUCUGCAGCUCUCCUGACCUAACAACGUUUAUAAAAAUGCCUUUAUUUGGGGAAAGUGUCCGUGAAAAUGAACACACAGCUGAAAAUGACACCUUAUAUCAGGAGAAUUUGCUUGCAAAGAUGUACGCUAGUCCAAACUGCAUCCAAAACCUCUGCAUCCGCCUGGGAUUGCACCUCCCCUCUGGCAGAGAAUACUUUUGGUUCAGAAUAACAAAUGAAACAAGCAGCAUAAUGUUCUGUUUUGGAAUGUUUUAUUUACAAAUCCUAACCCGCCGGGCUCUGUUUCCAAAAUGUUGCAAUCACCUCUUCUCACACUCCACUGCACUUCUACUGCUCAUCUAUCUGUCUAUCUGUCUGUCUGUCUAUUUGUUGUGAUUCUGCAACCCAUGGUUAGCCCUGUGAGGCGUACACUACAUUUCCCAUACGUUAGAGAUCCCCAGAUCAUCCUAUUAGAAUUACAGUUCCCAAAAUCUAUUGUGGAGAGAGAUAACUUGCUGAACCAGUCUGUUGUAUAACUGUUCCCUGUUUAAACUUGGCUAGGCCAGUAAAACAAUUGUAUAUUUUCUCUGCUGCUGGGGACAGGAUUUCCCUCCACUCAUUCUUCCAAUGUGCCUGGUUACCUUUCCUAGAGACCUGAUUCCUGGGGGAGCGCAACCUCCGUGGAGUGAGCAAAACGAAGAGGCACACAGCUUGCAAAUGCUCCAGGGCCUUCUGCAGCGGCUGCGCAGGUUCUACCAGGUGAGUAGGAUUUAACACACAUUGGAUCUGAACCCAUGGCUUCUGCUCUGCUGUCCCCACACGUUCCUGACACAACCCAUGCCACAAAAAGACUGGAAGCUGAUUGGGGUUUCAGUGCUUUAUAAAAUAAUUGUUCUAGUAUGUUGUUAUAGUAUUUUAAUAGAAACAGCCGUGUUUGGUGUAUGGAUUAUGUCAUUAUAUAGUUUGGUCACUAACAGAGCAAAACCAACCAACCACCAGGAUGAGAGAGUAUGGAUUUAGCACAACUGAGUUGUGGCUCAGCCAGGACUACUCUGAUGUAAAUCCCGCACCCCAGCUGAGCCAGAUAUAUGCCACUGUAUGUCCUUCAACCCGUUUUAGCCAGGGCUAAACUGGUGUAAUUUGAGGACAUAUUCACACCAUACAUUUAAAGUGCUAUGAAACCACCUUAAACAUUCCAUGGCUUCUCCCAAAGAACUAUGGAAGCUGUGAUUUCUUCAGUGUGUUUAGCAAUUCCCAGAAUUCCCUGGGAAGAGGGAUUGACUGUUAAAACCACUCUGGAAAUUGUAGCUCUCUAAGAGGAGGGGGUGGAGUGUCUGCUAACAAUUCUCAGCACUCUCUCCAAGGAGCUCAAGGUGACUGUUACGAAAAUCUUUAAAGUUAAAUGUUACAAAUAUCAUGCCUGAAUGUAUCCUAUCAACUUGACAGCUCAGGGAAGUUACCUAGCUUUAAAAAUAAUAUAAAAUCAACCCCUUUGCCAGUUUCCUCCAUUCCAAAGCUAUUUUCCCCUUGAAAAAGGACUCCAGGAAGUUCCCAGAGGUGACAAUUUCUGGGCUCAUUGUUAGCCAAGGGAAGCCAAAUCUCAUCACCUGACUUGCCUCAGGCUCCAGACAUGCAAAGGAAGUUCUAUUGUACUUUCGGGUGGUGGGUACUUAAGACAUAUUUGUCUAUGCUAAUCUUGUACCAAGGACUUGUCUGGACAUGUCUGCGAAGGUUAAACUAGUGUAACCCCGGUCUAUCCCUCCCCUUUUGUGACAUGUCAGUGAUGUAGCAAUGAUGUAGCAAUGAUGCUGUACAAACUGUAUUCUGGGAUGUGGUGGGAAAGUUUUAAAAGUCUUUGUCACCCCAUCCUCAGGGUUCAAAUUUCCUCUUUGAACCUACUGCGCAAUAAACUUUGGUCUACAGCUAUUUGCUCCGGUUGGUGGCUGGAAUCCUUCCUUUAUUCUGCAGGGACCCGCGGGCUUUGCCCAACGAACUGGGUGACUGAGCAGCCUCACACCUAGAUUUUCCCGUAACAUUGACAUACAUGCUCCUUCCCCCCACCCCACAACCAUUUCACCGACACAACAACCCUUCGAGGUAGGUUAGGCUUAGAGGCAGUGACAGGCCUGAAGUCACCCAGUGAGCUUCAUGGCCAAAUGGGGAUUUGAACCGUGGUCUCCCAUGUCCUCGUCUGACCCUCUAACCACUACAACACUCUCUACUCUACGCCAUGCUGAGGAAUAAGUACAACAUCACUCAAUUAUCUGUUAUUAUUCUCCCCUUCCAUGCUCUUUCUCUCUUCUUUUCCCCAGAACGAUUUGCAACAACUGAUUCUUUCAUUGCCUCCUAAUUUACAUCUUCUGGCCCAAGAUCCUCUCACAGGUAGGCCUAUUGGGAGAAAAAUUGUGGUGCUGAAACCACCAAAACAGAUGGAUCCGAACUUUCCUGUUCAGGGAAGUUUUUAACAGUUGAUCUUUUAUUGUGUUUUUUAAAGAAAUAUUUUGUUGGGAAUAAAUGGGAUUUAGAAUAUUAAGAAAUGUGAAUAAGAUGCACUAUAAUUGGAAAUUGUUUUAGUUUAAUAAUGAUAUUGGAAAGCUGCUACUUUCAACUACAAGGAAACUCAGAAGGGAGGGACUAGGGGAAGUCAACCAAGAUGUUUAAAAUGUUGGAUUUGUAAAGAAUUAAGUUUGUUGUUAUUGUUUAUCUGUUUAUUGUUCCUUUUUUCUUCUUUCAUUCAUUGAUGUAUUUUCUUUUUUCUUUUUUCUUUUUGUGUGUCAUUCUGCUUUGUGGUUUUUGUUAUUAUUGUGGAAAAUCUAAUACAUUUUUAUUAAAAAAAAAAAGAAAUAUUUUGUUGAGAGCUGCCCAAAGUGGCUGGGGCAUCCCAGUCAGAUGUGCGGCAUAUAAAUAAAAUACAGUGGUACCUCGGUUUAAGAACAGUCCGGUUUAAGAACAAUUUGGUUUACAAACUCCACAAAACUGGAAAUAGUGUCUUGAUUUGAGAACUUUACCUCGGUCUAAGAAGCGCACCGGUGGUGGGAGGCCUCAUUAGAGAAAGCGCACCUCAGUUUAAGAACGGUUUUGGUUUAAGAACAGACUUCCAGAACGGAUUAAGUUCGUAAACUGAGGUACCACUGUAAAAACAAUAAUUGUUGUUGUUGUUCCUGCGGAAUCCUGCCUGAUCUCCUUUUUUACCAAAUACGACCUAUGCCAUCAGAAGGCCUCCCUCAAGCUUUGUGCUCCUUCAAAUGAGAAAAAUCCUUGCAAGCCACAACCCCAGUUGGGAUAAAAUUUGGCUCUGGAACUUGGACCUCGUAGACCAGGCAUGGGGGUGCAUUUGCCUUCAAAUAUCACAUUAACACUUUCUCCCCCUUUCCCCCGCAAUGGUGUGAUCCAGCACAGGCUGUCGGGGAGAUGAAGAAGUUGUUGCUGCUGUUGCUUGGGAGUGCUGUCCAGGUACUUUGGAGUGUGGAAUGAGUGGGCAGGGGGCGCAAAUUUAGCUGCUGGAGGGUGGAGACAAUGGAAAGGGGCCUUUUUUGUUGUGGCCCCUGUAAUCUGUCUGUGGAAUGCCAUCCCCAGGGAGACCCACCUGACCAUGUCGUGAAUAUCCUUUUCAGAAUCAGGUAAAAGUGUAGCUCUUCUCCCAGGCAUUUGGCAGAGGAUGUUAACUGUUCUGUUGCUGAUGACGUUUUCAGCUGUUGCUUGCUCUGUUUUAUGGGUUUGAUAAUGAUCUUAUUGCAUUGUUGUCUGUUUUUAUGCUGUGCCCUUUGUAAGCUGCUUAGAUUCCCCCCCUUUUGUAUUAAGCAAGUCACAACUAAAAUAAAAAUAAAGCAAAUGGAUUUCCCCAAAUUAAUAUCCUGCCUCGUAACCUAGAUUACCCCCCAAUUCAGUAUCCUCCCCAAAUUCAUUACCUACCCAGAAAUACUCAAGGCACUUUGGAAACUAUUUGGGGGACUGGGCCCACUGGGCCUCCACCUCUUACAAACACUUUUGACCCCCAGCAAGAACUAAAACACUCAGAGUUCCCUGGAGCGAGAGGAAUUACCUACUAAACUGAUUUUAUGUCCAGAGCAUGAAUGUGUGUUUGGUCACAUUCACCCUACACAUUUAUUUAAAACACAUAACUUUCCCCAAAGAAUCCUGGGGACUGUAGUUUACCCCUCACAGAAUGCCUCUUAACAAACUACUGUUCCCAGGAUCCUUUAGGAAGCCAUGUGCUUUGAAUGUAUGGUGUGGGGGUGUGACCUAAGUGUGUUUGGGGCAUUUUACCAGAGGUGGUUUUAGGGUAGCACAAAUAGUGCGGUUGCACUGGGCGCUGCCCUCCAGGGGGUGCCAAAACAUGCUGUAGAACGGAAGCGUGAGAGGCAGGGGACGCAGAAAUUUGAGAGCCCCAAGUCCGCCACUGGUUGCACACACUUUAAAGCACUUUCCCCCCCUCUGGACACUGUCAUUUAUCCCUCACAGAGCUACAGUUCCCAGCACCCUUUAACAAACUACAGUUCCCAGGGCAUUCUUUGGUGGGGAAGCCAUGUGAUUUAAAUGUGUAAGAGAACCUGAUCGCCCUCCUUGAACAUCCCAACAGUGUGAAAGGCGUGACGAGAUCAUUGGCCUAAUCCAGACCCUUGACAUCAGCACCCAGGCUGCCUUGGCUUCUUUCAUCCAAGAGGUAAGGCUGGGCCUGGGUUUUGAGGCGGAAGGGUGUGGGUUGUGUUACUUUCCCUCUCCCAUCAUGCUUUGCACUUCAAGCCUGGUAUGAAUAGGGCAGAUCCCCAAGCAAAAUGGAAGGAAUGUUGUGAGGAGAACUUGUGAGGUAAGCCAUAGCUGUCAACUUUCAGAUUUGAAAAGAAGGGAUCAGUAGCCUCGAAAAUAAGGGAUCAGCAGCAUAGCUGUCAACUUUCAGAUUUAAAAAUAAGGGAUCAGCAGCCUCACCUGUCCCGGAGACAGUCUAAUGGAUAUCUAAUAAUCCGGGAUAGCAGCGGGAAGCAGCGGGAAACGGCGCUGAAAUAAGGGAAUUUCCCACACAAAAAAGAGAAGGUUGACAGCUAUGGAAGUAAGCACUGGCUAUAUGUAUACACCCAUUGGUUGAAACAUAGUGAGUGAGGUUGUCACCAUUCCCUCCUUCACCGCUGUUAUGUAUUCAGUGGUCUGUGUUUGCCUGAGCUUCAGUCUGGACUAAGGAUUCUGAGCUCCUGUGUUCUCAUUCGAUACAUGAUGUCCAAUCACAGAACAUUUCAGGAUUUGGGCCUCUGCCAUUGGUCCUUGAACUCUGAGUCGUGAUUUGCAGCUUGGAAGUUUAGACAGCCAGUCACGUCAGUGGCGUAGCGUGGGGGGUGCAGGGGGGGCCGGCCGCACCAGGCGCAACAUCGGGGGGGGGCGCGCUCGCACUCGCAGCUCUCUGCCCCUACUAAAAUCCACGGGUUAGGGGGCGCAAAUUACUUGCCUUGCCCCAGGUGCUGACAACCCACGCUACGCCACUGAGUCACGUUUGGAGUGGGAGUGGCCCCGGCUUUCAGGAAUGUAUAUAAGGAGUUGCUUUGCCUGAUUCCCAGUUAUGUAGUUCAAUAAAGGUUCUUGCUGUGUCUUGUCUCGUGGGAAUCCACCUAUACUUCAGCCGUCCUGCUGCAUUUCAAGUUGAUUUUUUUACACCAGCGACAGGGCAGGGAUGUCUUCACCAGAUGCCCAUAACCUUAUUUAAUUUAUCCCCUGAGGCAACUCUAGUGUGUCUCAUACAAGAGGUCAGUGCCACAGCAUGUUCUCAUGCACAACUUCCUCUCCUUCCCAGGUGACUCAGGAGCCCAAGAACAUGGUGAGGCUGCAGUGGAAGGAACUGGGACCCUCCGAAACGGAACAGUUGCUACAAAAUGUGGUGUCUCGGAUUCAAGAGCUGGUGCAUGAGCGAGACGCAGGCUUGGAGGUGAGGGAUGCAAUGGGCUGCGUGUGGUUCUAAUUCCCGCCCUCUUCUCAAAGUGCUGGCUUUUCAGAGAAACAUGGCACCUGAGCCUAGAGAUGCCCUGGGAUCUGUUUCAGCAUCAUGACAACCUGAAUCUAGCCAUGACUGGGGGCACACCCCCUCUAACUUCCAUCCACUCAUGCAGAAGGCAUGACCAGAGUUCAAGGACACAUUCCAGCCAGGCAAAAACACUCAGGGAGUGAUGUUGACUGGGGAGAGUCCCAAGGGCCUGAUGAAUAGGCCUGGAGGGCCACAUUUGCCUGCCACACUCUACCCACAUGGCUUCAUCCUUUACUCUAUCUCCCUCUACAGAAAUUGUGGGAACUGCAGCAAGAACAGGAACACCCCCUAGUCACCCCCCUGGAGGGCCACCGUCAACAUCUUGGGGUGCAGCUUGCUGAAUCUCGGGCCCAGGUGCGGCGUCUGCAGCACGAGCUGUGAGUGGAAGUGGGGCAGACAUCUAAAAAAAAGUCAAGCAUGGGGGUGGGCAUCUGUGGGGCAUAAAAAACAAUGGGGGCCACAGCAGUUCUAGAGAAGAUAGGGGGGUUGGAUUUUAUUCUCCCACUUCAAUUUCCCCACCUAACUCUGCAAGGGCAUAAACAGGACCCUUUUAUCUCCUAUGAACAUUUUGGGGUAUCUGAUGUAAGUUCCGAACAAUGUUUUCUUUAUUUGAAAAAAUGUGGCUGACUCCUAUUUCUAUGCUGGGGGCACAGCGUUUAGUUGAUUACUCUGAGCUCCUUCCAGCCCCUAUCAAUUCUAUUGUGCAUUUAUGAUGAUUUGUGGUCACGGUGGCAUUGGAGUGGUAAUACGCAAUCCAGCUCAUUAACUCACCCAAAAAUCUGACGUAUGGUUUUCCUCUUAGAGCGUUUGCAAAAUAAAAACUCAUAUUUUUAUUUAUUAAUAAAUAAAUAAAACAAAACUGUGCUGUUUCCCCACCCCCAGGGAAGAGAAGAUGGAGGAAAUGUUAGAUCAAGAGGAUGAACGGAAGGAUUUGGAGGGGCAGCUUCAAAAGAUGCGGCAGGAGGUACUGCUAAAAAAGCCACGCAGAAGGCUGGAGUUGUCCUGGCACUGAGGAGCUGAAGGUGCACACUCUGGCCUAUGCUAUUGGCCACAGAAUCAAGGGCCACUGGGAGGCUGCACCCCCUGCCUCCCAGAAAGAGCUUCAUGGCAAGGGGGGAGACCAGCCUGGCCCCAUCCAACAUCCAGUCCAGAACAACUGCAGGAAGCCAGAAUUUUGUAAUUAAGAACUGGUGCCUGGGUUUGAUUUUCCUCCUCCUCCCUCCCCUCCCCUUUUCCUUGUGCGUCCUGUCUUUUAGAUCACAAGCUUGAAAACUGCUGAUUAUUGGUCACUGCAAGCCACUUCUAAGAAACCUUCCCCCCCCCUCCUUUCCCUGCUGCAGAGAGGGUUAUAAAUACUUUCAGUAAAUAACUUCCUGCCUUUCCAAAACCACAUCCUUCCGAGGUGGCUUACAUCGAAAGACAUUAUUACGCUUGUAGUAAAUGAUACCAAAAUAUAACAGGUCACUGGGGUCCUUCACACUGGGCAGCUGGUGGGAGAUGUGAAGGGGGCAGCUCAGCUGGAACAGGAGCAGGUGGUGGCAUCCUUCCCUCAGGGCAGCUGGUGAUAGCUGGCCUUGUUAUGGGAAGGGCAGUGGAAAAAGCCCAGCGGGAGUAACUCCUGGUGCCUUCUUUCCCUGCCUCCCUUUCUUUCCUUGUUUUAAUAAACAAAAGCUGAACAUUUAGGAACGAGGCCGGGAAAAGUUGGCAACCUUAUUGAGGGCAGGACAAGUGGAGAGCACUGGGCACAUAAUAAAUGUUGAAGAAAGCGCUGUGAGCAGCAGUCACAAAAUGGCUGUUGUGGGGACAUGGUGCAGCAUAACGUUAAAAGGCUGCUAUGGGGGCAUGGCAUAAUGACUGCCCCAUCUUAACAUACCCACCAAGUGUCCUGGAAAAAAGGGACAUCCUGUUUUUUCAUGCAAGAUCGCGGCGGCCAUUUUGGGUGCUGCAAUUUUCCUCACUCUCGGGCUAUGAAAAAGAGCUUUUGGGGGGCAAGAUUGUGACAUGGGAAAAGUUGGAUGGUAUGUCUUACAGGACAGAAAAAAGAGGGUGAGGAGAACAAAAUGGUGUGGGCAUGCCUCUCCAUUGGCUGCCCCAUUGAUGGUAGAAAAGGCACCUGCAUCUGCCACCACCACUUGCAGAGAGAGAAGCUUUCUUUGCACCUCUCUUCAGAAUGGAAAGGAGGGUGGAGGAUCCAGUCCUGGCAUCCAAUGAAAUGUGGGCAUGCUUAAGGGGACGUGUUCAAUGAAGGAGGGGCUGAGUAAGUGCAAACUAAGCAGGAAGAGUAUGUAUUGUGGAUUUUUAAGGGGAUAUUUGGUGAGACGUUUUGUGGGUGCCAUAGGAGGUACUGGCAGGCACACUGGCAGCUGUGGGUGCCACAUAGACAACCCACAGCCUAGAAUAGACCUGAGGGGACCAGCCCCCUCCCCAGUCCUCUCCCUGUGAGGCUGCAGCUCUGGCAGGGACAAAAUAGCAUUUCUUGGGACCCUGAGUCCAAGCAACCCCAGGUGACUUAUCCAUACACCUUUGCCUCCUUGUGCCUAAUUCACCUGCCACUCACCAUGCCACUUAUUUCUAACUUGUUCUCCUGCUUUCACCAGAACCGGGCACUGGUAGGCGAGGCCCGCCUGGCUGGGUUGUACCGGGAUGAGCUGGACGCCUUGCGAGAGAAGGCCUUGCGGACAGAGCGGCUUCAGGCGGAGCUGGCAGCCCUGAGAGAGCGGCUGCCUGCCUUGGAGCAGUGCCGCGUCCAGCUGAAGGUAAGGUUGACAACUGGCCAGUGAUCAGUUAUCAAAAGGGUGUGUGUGUGUCCUUUCAGCCACAUUCACACCACACAUUUAAAUCACUACAAUGCCACUUUCAACAUGGCUUCCCCCAAAGAAUUCUGGGAAGUGUAGUUUGUUAAGGGUGUGGAGAAUUGGUAGGCAAUCCCCUAUUCCCCUCGUGGAAUGACAAUUCCCAGAGUUUCCCAGGAAGAGGGACUAUGCAUGUGCACAAAAACUAACCUACUCUAUGAAGGCAACAUUUACAUUCAGUGCUCUGACCACUUACCCUUUGGCCCUGAAAAGUUGUCCCAAAGAGGAUGCAGCCUUGAUGCUGAACAAAUUCCUCACCCCUGCCCAGGAGUAAAGCUCUGCCAAGGGCAUUGCGGAUAUUUAAAAUGGUGGCUCCCAGACUCUCACUGGGAGCUGUCUGGAGCUUUAUUGUCGCUUGCCCCUGCCAGCUAAGUCGACCUGAGUGGCAUGGGCAGCGGGGGGAGGCACUGACACAGGGCGGAAGAAGGGUCCUCAAACCUAGAUCUGGCUGUGGUGUUUGAUGAGCUGCUUUGGAUGGGCAGGAGGAGCGCGAGUUUUCCCAGGCCUUGCUGGAGACAAAGGCCAUGAUGGAAGGACAGCUGGAGGCUGCUCGCGCCCGGGGGAAGCACCUGAGCCAGCUGGAGAAGGAGAAGUUGCACCUGCAAAGCUACCUGAACGAGGCCCAAGAGGUGAGAGACCCAGGGGAAGCUGCUCCAUAUGGGCAAAUGGGGCAAUGCCCCCCCCAAACUUUCAACCACCCUGUGGAACGCCCUCCCAUCAGAUGUCAAGGAAAUAAACAACUAUCUGACUUUUAGAAGACAUCUGAAGGCAACCCUGUAUGGGAAUUUUUUCAUGUCUAAUGUAUUACAAUUUUUAAUGUGCUGUAAGCAGGCCAGAGUGGCUGGGGAAACACAGCCAGAUGGGCGGGUUAUAAAUAAUAAGAUGAUUAUUAUUAUUUCGCUCUGCCCUCAAUCCUCCACCUGCCUGCCUUCUUGCUUACAUCCAGUCCGGAGGGUGGCAGUGCCUGUCAGCUUCCUCUUCCUUAAUCUCCAUGGUGGUGUUGUUGCUGCUGCUAAUUGAAAUUGUACACCGCCCUCCAUCCGUAGAUCUCAGGGCGGUUCACAACAUAAAACCUUGUGUUGCCUCUUGUGGAACUCAGCAGGGAGGACUAAACUAAAAUGCACCAAAUGUCAUAACUUUUCCUCAUGGGGAUGUCACUCGGUCUCCUUGAUCAUUUUUUGUUGCCCUUUCCUGAACCUUUUCCAACUCUUUGUGGUGAGGUGACCGGAACUGCAGCAUGAAAUUUAACAAUGAAUUGAUAUCCAUGAAAUACUGUACAGCACCAUGAAAUUUAAGCAUAGACUCUGUACACAGGAACGGGACCAGCUCUACCAACAGACAGAGGAGCUUCUAAGAGAAAACUUGGCUCUUGAGAGGCAGCUGAGGCGAAGUUUAGCGGAGCCCAUCAACAUUCUCCGUGCGGAAGAACUAGAAGGUGACUGGGCCCCAGGUGGUGAGUGUGGCCUUGCAUUUCCAUCUUCUAGCAAGAUCCUCAGAGUCAUUCUAGAGGCAGAAAUGUAUUCCCCCCCUUCAUCUGCUUCUGUAGGUCCUUCUGAAAGGCCUAUUCUCUUGAGUGAUGAGGUGAAAGAGGACAUCGGAAGGUUGCUGACCCUGGAGAGGGAGAACCAGGAUCUGCGCAGGAGGCUUCAGCAGGCCCUGGAGGAUCCCAGCAAGUCUAGGAGUUUGGAACCAAAGAACGCAGUCCUUGAUGGAGAGGUAUUUAUUUAGAGCAUUUGGUACCCUGCUCUUCAGCCGAAAAGCCUCCCAGAGCACCGUACCUAUAAUCAACUAAAAGAAAACGGUCCCUGCUCCUUCAGAAAGCUCCUCCUGUCCCUAGAGAACAUGACAUUUAACCCCAGACACAUUGACAGUUUCCUCUUUUCUCUGAUAAUUUGGACAACCAACAUCCUGAACGCGUUGUUUCCUGGGAAGUUGAUGCAAAUCAAUAGCAGUGGUCUUCCACUGACAGAGACAUAAGUACAGAAGGUGCCACAGCAGAAAAGUCCCUGCCCAUCAACUGAGUUUCUGAUAAAAGAGGCCCACAAAACGGGACCUCCCCUAGCUGAUCUUCAGGCAUGGUGGGGCAAGGGGGGUGGAAUAUGGGGAGAGUUGUUUCUUAAAGACAGGAAUGGGGAGAAGGGGGGGACAAUUUCCGGGUAGCACACUAAUAGGGGUUGCCAUUGCAGCUCUGAUGGGCACUGAUAUGCCCACCAGUAUCUCAGAAAUACACAAUCCACAAUAGACUGUUUGCUGUUCCUGCUCAGUUCCUGUGUGCACCAGCUGGCCUUAAAAAAACACCACCAGAGCUGCCACUUUGUGCUAUGCCACGCCAUAAUGACAGCCAUUUUGUGGCAGGCACCCACGGCCCUUUAGCAAAAUGCCAAGCGUGCCCACUGGCCCGAAACGGUUGGCAGUCUCACUGUGCUAAUAAAUUCUGUCCUCUUAUGUGCCCUGUCUAGCUAAAAGCGCUGCAAAGCGAGGUGCGGUCAGAGGCAAGCAAGCAGGCCUCAGACCCUGGAGAACAUUUGCCAGAGGCCCAGAAGCGGCGAGAGAGCGAGGCCUUGGCCCCAGAAAGGCAGGAAAGCCAGGGCCCGAAGCAAGAGACUGACGCUCUGGUGUCAGGGACGGAGGCGGCCUUGUUGGAAGCUCGGACUUCGCUGGGGGAGGCCGAAAAGCUGCGGGAAGCGGAGUCCCAGCGCGCGUCGGGCUUGGAAGAGAGGCUGAGGAGCCUGCAGGAGGCCCACGCCGACCUCCUGGAGAAGCGAGAGCGAGAGCGCGAGGGGUGGCGCUCGGAGACGGAGCGCCUGGUGGAGGAGGCCCAGGCCCUGGAGCGGGAGCAGGAAGCGCUGCGGGCCGGAUCCCAGGCCUUGCAGGCCGCAGCCACCCAAGCCGAGCUGGAGCUGAGGGAAGCCCGGCAGAGCCUCCAAGGCGAGCGGCUGCAGGGGGCCCAGCUGGCCCAGAAGGCCCGGCAGGCGGAGGAGGAGCUGGGCGAGGCCCGGCGGGAGCUGGAGGCCCUGCAGCGCAGCCUGGAGCAGCACAAGGUGACUCUGGCUCAGGCGGAGGCCGAGAAGGCGGCUCUGGAGGAAAUGCUGAGCCAGGCCGAGAACCUGCGGCGGCAGCUGGAGAAAGACAACCGGCGCCUCCAGGCCCAGGCCCAGGCCCAGGAGGAGGCCCUGGCGGCUCAGAGCCUGCGUCUCGUCCACCUCGAGGCCCAGAGCCGGCAGCAGGCGGCGGAGGUCAGCAGCCUGAGGGAGGCCGCCCAGCGUUUCGGGGAGCUGGAGCAGAAGGAAGCAAACCUGAGGAAGGAAAUGGACGCCAAGCAAAAGGCUUCAGCCCUCCUGGAGGAGGUAAAAGAGAAACUGGAUAUGUGUUGUGGGUCAAGCAAGUAUGAACAUAAGAGCUGGGAUCAAGCCUGUCCCUGAGGCUCCUUAAGCAAAAGUUAAAGGGACAGGUGUAAAUGUCGUAAGUAAGUAAAAAAAACAAAUCCCUGCCCCAUCAGGCUGCCUUUUAAGUACCCCACAAUAUCUAGGAGUAACACUUGGUCUGGGGCGCUGUGGGAAAAUUUAAAUGGCAGCUCCCAGACUUCCGCUGAGAACGUUCUGGUGCUUGUCUCUGCCACCAAUGGUCACAUCCGCACAACAAAUGGCUCCUCCUCCCCUCUAGAAUCCUGGAAACUGUGUUUUACCCUCACAAAGCCACAAUUCCCAGGACUCAUAACAAACUACAGUUCCCAGGAUUCUUUAGGGCAAAGGCAUGCGUGUUAAAAGUGGGAUAACAAUGCUUUAAAUAGAUGAUGUGUACUCUGGUCAGUCAUGUUCCCUGCUACAGUGAGAUUAUUUCUCAAUAUGCAUCUAUUGAUACAAGCAAGUUAGCACAUGCAAACUGCAUGGAGAUCUGUGUGCUCCUCUUCUCUGGCAGUGUGUAAGUAGCCGCUUUAUUGUUGUGCACGCCAUACACACAACAUUUCUCCAAAUUUCCCUGGCAUUGUUUCCUGCCAGUUUAAAAUACUUUGCUUGCAUAUGUUAAGUGUUUUAUCGUUUGGCUUUGCCCGCUAGAGGGCACUACAGGACAAGAACAGCCGCAGAGGCUUUAUAAAAUAAAGCCAAGUAGAUUAAUUGUACCACUUUCUGGUGGACCACAGACUGAGCCUUUGCUUGUUGCUGAUCCUUUUGCAAAAUAAUGUGGGCCAAUAGGGCUGUGUUUACCGUUCGCUCAACUUUGCUUCCAGUCCUGGCUUUUUAACCUGUGUUCGCACAACUGUUGUCCAAAAUGCAUAUGUAUAUCCUGCACUUUGUUAUGAAAUACCACUGCUUGACACAUUGUUAAGAACAUAGAUAUGUGAGAAGAGCCAGCUGGAUCAUGCCCAUGGCCCAGCUAGUCCAGCAUCCUGUUCCCACAGUGGCCAACCAGACGCCUGUGGGAAACUCACAAGCAGGUCCCAAGGACAAGAGCACUCUCCCCGCCUGCUGUUUCCAGCAACUGGUAUUGAGAAGCAUCACUGCUUCUGACUGUAGAGGCACAGCAUAUACAUCAUGGCUAGUAGCCAUUGAUAAAUUGUCUUCUCUGCUAAUUUGUCUAAUCCUCUUUCAAGGCAUCUAAAUUAGUGGCCAUCACUGUCUCCUGUGGAAGUGAGUUCCAUAUAACUAUGAGCUGUCCUAUUUCACAAACCAGCUUCGCAACAAUUUGGGUGGGUGGAACUCCACGCCCUUGUUCUCUGCAGCUAAUCCAGGGUUCAGGGCCGGAUUGAAUAAACCUAAUUGAAAGUGAGGAUGUUUUUUAGGCCUCAGUCCUAACCUCACUUACACCUAGCCCAUUUAAUAAUAAUAACAGUAGUGUUGAUGUAGAAACUACAACAUAUUAAAAUAACAAUACAUUUGAACCGUAGACAUAAGGUGACAGGUAUGCAUUCUAAGGGAUCAGUGAACAGUGCAAAGAAACUGCUUCAAAGAACCCAAACCCCCUCGAUUUCUCACCCUUCAAAUGAUGUCAAUUGUUGCAGGAGCUCCAGAGGGAGAAGGCAAAGGGGAAGGAGAGGGAAGCCGUCUUGGCUCAGCUGAAGGAGCAGCUGCUGAAGAAGGAAGAGAGCCCACAGGCUGGGAUGCAAAGCAGGCAGCAGCACCACAGGUAGGUUACCGAGUGGUGGCACAAUUUAAGCUAGGGUUUUCAACUGUCCAGAAUUCUUUGCAUACCAGGCCAGAAUUCUCCCAGCCAAUUUCUGAAGAGGACAGCUGUGGAUUAUCCCUUGUCUGAAUAAGUGAAACUAGUAUGCCUCAUACACUUCUCCCCAUAUGAACCGACCUGGACACUGUGAUGAUCCUCUGAGGCCCUCUGGACAAGAGUGUGGCUACAUGAGAAUGGGCCUUUUCUGCAGUGGCUCCCUGCUUGUUGGAAAAAAAAGCCAUAAUAAUAAUAAUAAUAAUAAUAAUAAUAAUAAUAAUUGCAGGGUGCCUUCCAGAUGUUUUGGACUAAAACUCCCAUUAUCCCUAGCUAUUGGCUGUCCUGACUGGGCUGAAGGGAAUUUUGGACUACAACUUCCAUCAUCUCUGGCUAUUGGCCAUGCUGGCUGGGGACGAUGGGAAAUGUAUACCCCAUGUCUGGAGGGUACCAUGUUGGCAAGCCCUGGGAUUAAUGUAUGUUUCGUGUCUUCCUGGCAUUAUAGUGAGGAAAACCAAAAGAGACCUACUAAUGGGAAGAAGAUGGAACUGGAGGAGGAAAACAGCGCACUCAAGAGGCAGCUUGAGGAACUACGUGCCCUCAAUCAGCAACACACAAACAACCAUCAGGUGAGAACUUGGAAAGGUGUCCUUUCAUCAGGGCACUUCUGGGCUCAUGCCCAGCAACAGAAUGAGGUGGUAGUGUCCUGACUUUAGAAGCGUAGACUGUACCACCGCAAGAGGGGAAAGCUACUUUUGAAUACAUCUUCAGUGCAGGUUAGCAUUAAAAAAUGUGAACCUGCCGCCUACAGUCUGAAGUGGUGCAAUCUAUUUUACCUCUUGUUUUACCCCUUGUUUUGUCUCACGUGUAGCCCGGGCAAGGCUCAUUCUAGGUUUGAGGGGGCCCUACAGCUGGGGUGAAGAAUGUCAGUCCCAGGGGACAAAUGUGGCCCUCAGGGCCCCUAUAUUUGGCCCUCAGGGCUUUCCUCUGACAACACCGUCUCCUCAGCCACAUUCAUUCUCCCAGGCCACACCCCUCACCGGCCUUGUUUCAUGCCUUCCUUGAGUGCUUUUGCCUGGCUGGAAUGUGUCCUUGAACUCUGAUAAUGCUUCUUAGCUUCCCUGGAGGUGUGUGAGAGAGUGUGUAGAAACUAGCCUACUGUACAAAAGGAAAAUUUACAUUCAUUGCUCCGCCCACUUUUGCUCCUGGCCCCUGCCACCAAAGGCAUGUGGCCUUUAGAAGGUUGCCCAGAAGAGAAUGUGGCCCUCAUUCUGAAAAAGUUUGCCCAUCCUUGCCCUAAGGAGAGAUGGCAUUCUUUUUUUUUUUUUUAAUAAUUUUUUAUUAAAGUUUUAAACAACAAAAAAAGAAAAACAACACACACAAAAAACAAUACAAGACUUAACAAUAUAAACACAAAACAAUUAAAAACAAACUCUCUUUUCCAUUUCCAAUUUUAAGUUACUUAUUUUCUGGACUUCCUCAUACCUCCCUCUUUUGUAUUCCAAUCCACAUAUUUGUCCAGCAGUUUCUUUUCCACUUUUUUAAUCCCAAUCUUUAAUUUAAUUAAAUGUUAUAAUAUAUAACUUCAACUUUUUUUUUUAAACCUAAUCCUUUAAUCUUAAUAUCAUAUAACUUUAAAGUUUCCCCUUUUAAAAUCAAAUUUCCAUUUCUUUAAACUUCUUUAAUCUUAAUCUUUAAUCUUAAUCUAUCCUUAACUUUAACCUGUGCAGCUGGAAACCACUUGUUUUCAGUCCAUCAUCACUCUAACAUUCCUUAAUUUUGCAGUGUUUCUGAAGAUAGUCUUUGAAUUUCUUCCAGUCUUCCUCCAUCGACUCUUCUCCCUGGUCUCGGAUUCUGCCAGUCAUUUCCGCCAAUUCCAUAUAGUCCAAGGAGAGAUGGCAUUCUGUGGUUUUAGUGUGCUGGGUGGUUUGGAGCCACCAUUUCAAUAUCCCACAAUGCCCUUGUCAUGGGAUCAUUGUAGGAAACUGAAAUGAUACACAGCUGCCAAGUUCAGAUAGUCUACCUGGGGGCAAUCGAUGGCCCAGUUAUGGAGCCCUGGCAGCUCCUGAGGAUGUUGUGUGUGGUUAUCGGCUGGGCCUGAGCCCAGGCCUCAACCACUGCAGUGCAAUUCCCCUCAGGCACAGAGGUUGGUGUUCCCCAAAACUAGACUUUUGUUUUCUCUCCCCAGGCAAAGAGUGGCUUUAUUGUUCCUUUGGAGGAGCCGCCUGUGACCCAGGAGGGACAGAGUGAACAUAACUCAGGCCCGUUGCCACUCCAGGCUAAUGCCAGAAACGAGGCCCUGAGUGCGAGACUCAUUGAAGUGGAACGCAAGGUGAGCAGACGGCUACGACGGGAGUUGUGGUACAAAACCUCUGGAGGGCCCCAGAUCAGUGAAGGCUGGUCCAGGUCCAGUGCUAUAUGUCUUUGGGGAGAUCACCUCCCCAGCCAGCUGUGGAAGGCCUUCCAACUUUGCUACCCCAUACCAAUUUCACCCGGGUGCUGCCUUUACAGAACGCCGUUCUGCAGGCCGAGAAAUCGGCGCUAACCGAGCGUCUCGCCCAGCUGGACUCGCAAGUCAGCAGCCUGCAGGUGGCGCUGCUGGGGCUGCGGGGCCAAAGCUCCGAUGCGAAGGAGGAAAGCGGGAGGUGGCAGGCUCAGAACAGCGCACUGCAGGUAAGCACCCCUGCCUCUUCUGCCCCUGGGAUGGGAGCUGAUUCCUGGGAACACGGAUCCAGGUCUUCCCACCUUCUCAAGUCUAUGGAGCACAGGAAGACCCUUGACUUAUAUAUUACACACCUAGUAGAUGCUGCUGUCUCUGGGAUAAUUUCUGCUGCAAGUUCCAAAGAUCUCAGAAGCUCUCUCUGUAGUAACUUGGAGCGGGGCUUUUAGGGUGGCUGCCUCUGUUCUGUGGAAUAGCAUCCCUGUUGUGAUAAAACAGGUAAGCCACUACCUGCACUUUCUGGAAGCAACUGAAUACAAUUUGGUUCCAACAGGCUUUCCCAGCUGAAUAAAUGGGUAUUCACCACAAGUGUCUACUCAGACAGGGUUUUGUUCUGAAUGUAUUCACUUUUUUGCAUUUUAAAUUGUUCUUAAUUACUUCAUGUGAAAAUUGGCGUGAGCCAGUUGUUUAGAACACGAUUAAAAAAUAAAUGGUAAUAAAAUGUCGCACCACCACUUCAAGCUGUGCAAGAUUCCAGGGGGUCCAGGCGCUUACCUAGGGUUUGUAUUUCCUUUGGAAUUAUGUAUAUUGGAGACAUAUCUUUAUUAUAUAUGGUUUAUUUAUACAUAUAUGCAGCCUGAGCCCACGAUGGUGGGGCUCACAGCAUUAAUACCUCAGAAAGUCUUGCUUCUCCCAUAGUCACAGGCUUGGAUUCAAGCAGAAAAUCCAACAUGUCUUUCACACUCAGGCUAAAAGGAGGGGGGAGGGUAAAAGCAAAGAAAUGAGUAUAAUAAAAGCAAAAAGCAAAGGAGAAGAAAUAUGAAUAAAAGUGACUUCCAUUUGAAAGUGUCUCCAUGAUAAUCCCGAAUGGCAUCCUGUUCUUCCUCCCUCUGCUAGCUGAUGCGGCAAACUGUAGUUCCUGUGAUUCUUUGGGGAGGGAAAUGUGCUUUAAAUGUAUGCUGUGAACGUAGCCUAAGGUUGCUUUCUAUAUAUACUUAACAGAGAGUGAAUCAACUGAAUUUACUUGUUCAGGAUUGUAUGAGCAAUUGUCAUUGGAUUGAUUAAAUCUCCCUGCCCCAAGGAGCUUACAAUGUGUCCGUCUCUCUCUCUCUCUCGCUCUCAUAUCCCUGUUGCAAUCCUGGCAGGUGGAGGCAGCAUCUCUGCGUUCCCAAAAGACGCUACUGGAAUCCCAGCUCCUGGAGCUGCGGCAGAGGCUGUCUGUCCUGGAGGCAGAAGCCCGGGGUGCCCAGCAGGAGAGGGAGGAGUGGCGGGGGCGCUACGAUGCCCUCCUGCGUGAUCACGACCGCCUGACGGUGCUGCACGAGAGGCAGGGAUCUGACCUGGAGGGGUUGCUGGGGAAACAUGCCAGCCUCAAAGGGGCACUGCGUAGCCUGGAGCAGGAACACCGUGACCUGCAGGCCAGGUAAAUCUGGGACAGGGAAUCUGUAAGUUGUUGGUGUGUGUGGGGAGGUCUAUUUCUAUUUAUUUCUCUAUUACAUUUAUAUCCCACCUUUUGUCCAAGGAGUUUGAGGUGAUGUAUGUGGUUCUUCCUCUCCCCAUUUUAUCCUCACCAUAGCCCUGUGAGGCAGGUUAGGGCCAGUGAUGAGCCAAAAGUGGAUUGAACUAUGUGACUUUUACCUCCAUACUGUCAGCUAUAUUCUAGAUGUGCCAAUUUAUCACAGUUUGAGGAGAGAUUCCAGCUGGGGAAAUGUCCUUGAGGAGGGGGUGGAGCAGUACUGGAGAGGAGGUGUGGCUUGUGUGGAGAGUCCUGAGGGCCAGAUACAGAUGUCUGGAGGGCCGCAUGGGGCCCCUGGUCCUGAUGUUCCUCAUCCUUGCUCUAAACCACAGGCAACACUACGUGUUCAUUAUAUUUAUAACCUAUCAUUAUGAAUAACAGGUAGCCGCUGAUAGCCUUAUCCUCCAUGAAUUUGUCUAAUCCCCUGAGAACAGAGAUGGAGAACCUGUUGAACUCCCAUCAGCCCCCUUCAGCCAGCAGGGGAUGAUGGGAGUUGUAGUCCUAAUAGCAUCUGGAGGGCCACAGAUUCCCCACGCCUUAGGGGAACAUGAGAGAACGAUUUCUUUGGAACCAGAGUACUGAGCAGAAAUAACAAGAAGCAACAGAACCCCCAGUCUUUUUCAUUUUGCGGGGAGCACAAGGCCUUUUCCUAAACGGCACGUCUGCCUAAGUCAAACCCAGACUUCUCCCGCAGGCACAGCGAGCUGCUGGGGCAGAAAACUGGCCUUGAGCAGCGGGAGGAAGCACUUCGGGGGCAAAAGGAGCGGCUGGAGGAAGCUGAACGACAGCACCGGGAGCUGGCAGCACUGCAUGGGCACCUCAAGGAGGAGCAUGAGCGGUAAGGAGGGUGUAUCUGCCAGGGGUGAAGGUGGGAGCCAGCCCUUGCGGGCAUGCCCCAAACCUGCCGAUACUUAUUAUGUAGCAGUGGACAACUGGAUCUGGCUGGCAGGCCAAGCUCUUUCCCCCUUCACCCACACCGGCCAAGUUAGAUAGGUGGGUGUAGCUGCCCACCUGUCAAUUGCCGGAGUACCUAAUGAUAUCAGGUGACCUGUUUGACCACCAUCUUUUAUUUACACCUGCGCAGUAUUGAGGAAAUGGGGUGAGCUUGGCACUAGGGUAUGGUUACCAGACAUCCCCGUUUCUUGGGGACCGUCCCCCGAUUUACAAAUCUGUCCCUGGACAAAAUGUGUCCCCGGAAGGUGGGAAGCAGGGCCAGCGCAGACCGUGGCCUGGGGAAAGUCCCGAUGGCCAGAUAGAGAGGCCUGCGUCGCCACAUUUGGCCCCCAGACCUGAGUUUCCCCACCACUGGAUAAGCCAAGGGGACAAGGACCUCCUUUGUACACGGCAAGCGCUCUGUGACACUCCCAGCCAUCUACUCUGGGAUAGCUCAGUUGGUAGAGCAUGCGACUCAAUCUCAGGGUGGUGGGUUCAAGCCCCACAUAGGGCAAAGAGUCCUGCAUUGCAGGGGGUUGGACUAGAUGACCCUUGGGGUCCCUUCUAACUCUACAAUUGCAUGAUUCUAUGAUUCCCCAGGGUGAAGCAGGCAUUGGGCCAGACAGAACGUGAACGGGACGACCUCCAGGGAGAGCUUCAAGGAAUGAAGAACCGGGUGACCAGCCUACAGCUGGAGCAUGCGAGGCUGGAGGCUGAGAGCAACGCCCUGAAGGAGCAGAACCAGCAACUGGACACGGCGCUAGGGCGCCUGAGCACCCAGUGUGAAGUAAGGAUACCCUCCCCAUCCCCUUAUACAUCACACACAUCUUCUGGCCUAGUCCAUGUCUGCAGCAGAUCAAGUGGGAAAGCUGUUCCUUGGCUGUAACCACUGAGAAUGCUGGUUAUAAUAUGUGGGAAUACCUUUUGCUACUUUCUCGUGAAGCAGGCAUAUGUUACAGCCAGCAUCUUCUUAAAAAGAGGCAUCCCCCAAUGUCUCACCCACAGGAGGGAAUGCCUCUAUUCAAAAGUAGUUCAUUCUCUGCAUUUGGACACCUCUUAGAUUAUAACCAAAUCUCAAAUGAUGGUUCCUGAGAUUGGGGAGCAGGUUUUCCUGUGUUUGGAUACAGCUGGGUGGGUGCCAUUUUGAAUCAAGAUGGAGGACUGAACCUUUCAAAACUGCGCUGAUUUGGGGGUUUCUUAGAAUUCCUAGUGUGGGUGGGGCUGGGGUAAACACGGGUGGAAUAAUGGACGGGGCUGUUGCCCUUUGUACAGUAGGCUCAAUUCCAGCCAUGCAGAAGUCAGCCAUUUCUACAGCCACCCAUCUCUCCAGCCUCCGUGCAGACAGGCAAGCAAGAAGCAUUGUCACAGUGCAAGAGCACAUUCCAGGCAGACAAAAAUGAAGCUGAGGAAGGAGCAGAGCAGAACCAGCAAGGGGAGUGGCCUGGAGAGUGGGCGUGGCCUAGCAGGGGCAGGCUUUGAUCUUUCAAAUUCAAGGCCAAAAUUUGGCACCCCCAUUGCCUCUUGCCUUCCAUUCUGCCCAGUUAACUAUGUCAUAGUUGCAACGCCCUGCAACUCCCCCUGGGUUCAGUGCCCAGUGCAGUAGAACUGGUCACACUGCCCUAAAUUUGCCUCUGGGCCUAGUUGCAAGGGCCAUAUAAAGGGGUCUGGAUGGCCGCAUGACGUUGCACGUGUCUGAAUAUUUAGGUUUUUGAGGGCUUACAUCCAAUAUGGAUACUGCUAAUAAAGACAUGGAGAGAUGGAGAGGACAUGUCCACACCUCAAUAGUGUAGAAACCCCCCACAUUGUCAUCGCAUGGUGCGUUCCUGCAUCACGUCAUUCCUAGCUGAGGCAAGGAAAAUGUAUGGUGUGCUGACAUCACGACAAAGGUGAGCAUCCUCACACAUGACAGGAGAGACGGGGAGCCCUAAAUGCAGCUGUUACCUUUUCAGCAGAAUCCCUGUGCCAGCGUAGCAAGUUGAGUCAGCUUGUGGAGUUGGUUGCAUGCGGGGUUGGUUGUCAUGCAUUGUGUGUUUGUUAACAGGUGGGUAUUAAUUCCACCUGUUAAUGGGAUGCUCUUUCUCCCCACCUCCCACAACCCGUAGCUGCUGGCCCAGCUGAAAGGGAACCAGGAGGAGGAGAACCGACACCUUCUUCAAGAGAUUCAGGUGCUAAGCAGGGAGAACAGACGCCUGCUGGAGCACAGCAUGGAGAGCCGGGAGCAUUUCCAAGAGGAGCAGCGCCAGUACCUGUGAGUGGGAGACAACCCACCUGUGAAACAAGUAGAGACAGAUGCUAAGUAGAAUAAAUAAAUUGUAGCUGAUUGAUUGAUGUAUGAAUGAAAUCUGUGGGGAACCUCUUGCCCACAGGCAGAAUUAAUGCAUGACACUAAAACAAGUGGAGAUAGACCUAAAGCUACGGUAGUUAUUGAUUAAAGGAAUAGUAGCUGAUCAGUUGAUGAAUAAAUUCAAUCUGCCAAGCAGGCAUGGGAAACCAGUAGGCCAAUGGCCAGAUUUGGCCCACCAGGGGUCCUGAUUUAGCCCACAAGACCAUUUUCCUCCACGUUUGUCAUUUAAAAGUGUCGCUGCAAAAGAACAGCCCUUAGAGUUGUUCCUGAUUGUUUCUUUGCAAGUGUGGGUUGCCUUCAGUGCUGAUUAAAUUGAGUGCCAGGUGCAAGUGUGUGACAUCGGGUAGCUGAUAGCUGUGUGGCUCUAGUAGAUGCCUGCACAUCCAAGACAAGAACUCCAUAAGGGCCUCCUCUGAAGUUUUCUGCGCUGUCCUGAACACCUCCAGCACGCUCUGCAGCCUGGAGGACCUUGGCAUUAAAUCCCACUCGGUUUCUUCCUUAGAGACAAACUGGGCGAGCUGCGUCGGGAGAAGCAGAAGCUGGUGGAGAAGAUCAUGGACCAGUACCGGGUGCUGGAGCCAGCACUUCCUCGUGGCAAGUAAGUCCAAGAAUAAUUUGGCAACUUGUAGUCCCUGGGGUCUUCAUAAGAACCCUUAAUGCAUCAGCCCCCUCCAGCAGAGCUAAUGGUCAGGCAUGAUGGCAGUUCUGUCAGCAUCUGGAGGGACUGACAGGUUCCCCAAUCUUCUGUUCUAAAUCCUAGUGUUACACAAAUUUUUAAGGUGCACACAUAGCGGAAACCCCCCAUCCCACACACAGAAAACGAAUCCUUCACCCUUCAAAAAUUAGGAAAUAUUUCCGGGGGGAAAUAGAUACUUUAUUUGAGUUCAUAGAGUCAUCCUGAAGCCAUCUUGACUCUUAAUGAACCCAAAUAUUUUCUAUGGAGUAGAAGGAAGUAUCUUGGAAAAACAUUUCCCAAUAGUUCUUUUCACUUAAAAAUCCUACAAAUCCUUCAAAUAGAUAAACUUAUCACUAGAAUGGGUAGGCCUGUGGCAAUGCAUUCAAGAACUGAGAUAUUUACCAUUUCAAAAGAAUGGGCUGGGCUGGCUAGGAAAAGGCAAUCAGCAAGCAUUAUCAGGUGUCUUGACAGACAGGAGACAAGUGACACACUCAAAUGUCUGUUGUAGACCCGCCUCUUUCUAUGACACUCCUAUGAUGCUUUUGAGUGGUUUUAGGCUGAGGGUUGGGUAAUUUCUAACGUCUUUAAAAGUUGCCACAUACCUUUGUUCUGGAUUCUCGCCUCCUUGCAAGGCAGGGUGGUGGGGGGACUCUAUUUCAACAGAAAAUAAAGAUCAGCCUUGCAUUUUUCAAUUGGUUCUUGCCUCUACUCUUUCUUCUCUGACCUACAAUGAUACUGGGUCCCUUGAUGGGGAGUUGGGCUGUAAAAGCUAACCCCAAUGUUUUCUUGUAUCACUAGCAGAGCUUGUGACAAGCAUGCUCCAAUUGGCUAAUUCUUCACCCUCCCAACACGUACCAGAUUAAAACAGGGCCAUUGUUUAUACUCUCUUAUUCCAAGGAUAAUCUUGUGGAGCUCUGAUACAGCUUCUGAUCAUGCCAGAGAUAAUAUAGCCAUCAUGACUAGUAGAUGUAGCUGUAUUUUAAAGUCAUCCAAACUAGUGACUGUCACUUACCACUUCUUGAGAGAGCCAGUUCUAUAGUCCAGGGAUGCACUGAGUGUAGAAGGUCCUUCCUGUUAACUGUCCAGAACACCCCAUCCUUUAGCUUCCCUUUUCCUUUCCUCUUCGCAACUCUUUUAUCUCACCCGCUUUUUACCUCACAGGAAGAGUAACUGGAUUGCCGAGAAAAUACGGAAGCUGGUGAAACACCGACGGGAAGCCCCCCAUGAGCAGCUGCGCCCCAUGGCUGAGGGGGCUGGGAGCAGCGAGAGCCUAACAGGGCAGGAAGGACGUGGGGCUGAUGGAACAGGUGAAAGAAGGGAGGAGAAAGUCGUGGCAGGGGCAGUGGAGAGGUUUUCGCUCUCGGGUUUCACUAGUAUAUUGGAAGGCAUAGGGGCAGAAGUGGUGGCUCUCUGGAACCAGGGAGGGGGAACCUCAGUCCCAGGGGCCAAACACAGCCCUCCAGGCCUCUCUGUCUGGCUCUCAACAACUCUCUCCAGGCCACAACCCUCCUUGAAUAGCUUUGCCUGGCUGGAAUGUAUCCUUGAACUCUGAUAAUGCCUACUGCUUGCCUGGCUGGAGGACAGAGAAGGGAGUGUGAAUGUGUGUGUGUAAAGCAGCCUAAUGUAUUAAAUAAAGGAAGAUUGACAUCUGUUGCUCUCCCCACUUUUGCUUUUGGCCCCAAAUACCACUGGCAUGACCCCCGCCGCUUGAAGCAGGUUGCUGGAAGGGAAUACAGCCUUCAGGCUGAAAAAGAUCCCCUCUCCUGCUCUAGAAUGGUGUGUUGGACUACAACUCCCAGCAUCCCUGACAUUUGCCAUGUUGGCUGGGGCUGGUGGGAGCUGGAGUCCAACAACAUCUGGAGGGCCCACAGGUUUCCUGCGCCUGUUUUAAGGUAUUUUUGUUUCCUUUUUAUAAUUGUGUAAGCUCUCCUGGCGAUGUUUUUACACCAAAGGGCAAUAAAUGAAUGGAAGAAAGAAAUUAGGACCACAGACAGAGAUGCUUUUAUUCCAGGAUCAUAACCGCACAAGCAUGGAAUUUUAUGUUGUGAUCAGAAUUCACCCUCCCAAAAAUUGUAGCUUUCAGUUGUUUUAAAUAGACGGUGCAAGUUUCUAGCCCAGGAGGCUAAGAGUUUCGGUGCUCCUCCUUUACGACAAUUAAUUAAUUAAUUAAUUAAUUAUUGACCCUUUUUUAUUGUAAUACUAUGUUUUUAGUCCGUAUGCCGCCUUGUGAAAUUUUAUAUGAGUGCAGUUUAUGAAUAUUUAAAUAAAAUUUAAAAUAAAUUAUGUGAAAUGCAGAAUAAAUGAUGCAGAUUAACAAAACAUUAUACGGAUUGGCAUAAUGUAAACAAGGUUGCAGAAUUUUCUUGAUGCAGGAUUUAUUUGUGGAGCAAAAUGUUUAAUGUUGUUUUUAAAAAGCCUUUUAGUGUUGUAUUUCAAUUUCUUGUGCAGGGUGGGUAAGCAAUCAAAUGGUUAUUAAUUAUGGAGCCUUGCAGAGAGGUUUGGGGCUUCUCUCUCUUGAGGCACAACCUGCCCAGCUCUGCUGUCUCCUGACUUGCCUCUUUUCUCCUCUUAACCCUGCUGCCCUCAAAGUUUCCAGCACCCCCAGCUCACCAGCCCCUCUCCGGAAAGCAAGCAGCACCCUCAGUGUUUUGGAUGGCCAACAGACGCCCUUCCGCCGCCAUAGGCUGAGCUCACGGCUGCCUGCGGUGGAAUGCCCAGGAGAAGAGCAGGACACCCCUCGCCAGCGCUUCCGCCAGCGCCGUCUUGGAAUGCUGGGGGGUUCCUUCGAAGAAGCUGCGGCAGAGUGGGAAGUUCCCAGCCAGACUUCCAAGAGUGACAAGGAGAGAGGUGAGAUGAGAGAGAUGGGGUGGAGAGAGCACAUGGGCGUAGCUCAUCAAUACGAAUCAAUAUAAAUCUGAGGUUCUGCCCCCCUAAAAAACCCUGCCCCCCUCAAAAAAAAUAUUGGCUAUGCCCAUGGGAAAGCCUAUGCAAAGGGAUGGGUAGGUCUGCCUUUUGGGGAAGUGGGCCUUAUUUUUGCUCAGGACCUCCAAAUAAGCUUUGGUUCCGUAACCUGAAUUCGCUGUUAGGUGAUGGAAUCUCUCACUUGGGAAUAGUGACAAUCUGGAAAGGCCCGGAUCCUUUUAAGUGGAGGCACUGGUGGUGGAUCCCAGGACCUCCAGCAUGAAGAGCAGGUCCUAUGGCAAGAAAUUUGUGGUUCCUUCGCAACUGCUGUUUUCUGAAUGUGUUAGGAGAUGCUCAUAACAAAUAAAUCCUUAUUCUUUACCAAAAUUAGGCCCCUGCACCCUAGAGCAGGGGGUGGGGAUCAAAAUGAUAAGAAGAUAGAUAGAUUUUCUAAUACACAAAAAGCAACAAUAACAACAAUAAUAUAGGAGAAAAAGAAGAGAUCAAAGCAAGAAAAGUAUUGGUGCUGACCUUUAAAGCCCUAAACGGCCUCGGUCCAGUAUACCUAAAGGAUAUAUAUAGGUCCAGCGCCGAGGGCCUUCUGGCGGUUCCCUCAAUGCGAGAAGCAAAGCUACAGGGAACCAGGCAGAGGGCCUUCUCGGUAGUGGCGCCCGCCCUGUGGAACGCCCUCCCAUCAGAUGUCAAAGCGAUCAACAACUACCUGACAUUCAGAAGACAUCUUAAGGCAGCCCUGUUCAGGGAAGUUUUUAAUGUGUGAUUUUAGUGUAUUUUUGGUUUCUGUGGAAGCUGCCCAGAGUGGCUGGGGAAACCCAGCCAGAUGGGCGGGGUACAAAUAAUAAAUUAUUAUUAUUAUUAUUAUUAUUAUUAUUAUUAUUAUUAUAUCAUCAUCAUAAAAGAAAAAAGGAAGGAUCCGAGGCUGUAAUAAAUAUUUUCACAGAAUCCUAGAACUGUGGAGUUGCAAGGGAAUCUUGCUCACAGCCAUCCCUGUGUGGGCUCAAAGCACCAACCUUCUGGUUAACAGCCAGAUGGACAGACCCAUUGCCCCACAAAGCUUCUGCAAUUCAUUGUGUGUUUUCUGUUUUGGUUUUCUCAGGACCGCCACUGGGUGAGGAGGAACAAACCCCUGAGCGUCCAUCGUGAUGUUGUGGAGGAAGAGGGCUCACCCUCUCUGAUUCUCCAAACCUGAACUGAUGUGAACAUCUUAUUGGAACGAUGGGGAGGCAUUAAAUGAAUGCAAAGCACAGGGUCUCAUUUGGGUGGGGGCCCAGAUGCCUAUGGGCAGUGGGGCUGUCAGGACAGGACUUUGGGGCAGACAUCCAGGUCCCCACUCAGCCAGAUGAGCAGGAGCACUCUCCCUCCCCUCAACUGCAGCAGGGCUACUGGAUCGCUGCAUUUUGAAGCAAGUGAUGUAAUACCCUCUAAAGAAGGUGACCCAGUUUGAACAGCAGGUGUGGGGAGGGGCUGAGUCUGAGCACUGCAACCAUAGAUGUAUGUAAUAUGUAUGAAGGGUGAUGGGCCCGAAUUGUUGCAGUUAAGUAAUGUAUUUAAAAAUAAAGUUUAUGGUUAUUUAUCAA
Molecule: messenger RNA, 33837 nt
Organism: Podarcis lilfordi (Lilford's wall lizard)
Lineage: Eukaryota; Metazoa; Chordata; Lepidosauria; Squamata; Lacertidae
Source: the annotation of a GenBank genome assembly